UCAAAAACAUUUCAGGUGAUCAACCUUGUGCUUAUAUUCAACACUAGUAAUUGAAAACGGGUAAAAGGCAACUCAACAAAAAUGAACAUAGAAUUGACGUGUUCAUCAACGAGUAAACAAUGAUUUUGAUAAGUGUCAUUCAAUUCUUCAUUCCGGUGGCUCUCGUUACGGAAACCCAUAGUAUUUCCUUCCUUGCCAAAUAUAAAUACAACUCAACGUUACAAGUGCUCACAAGAAAUGGGAUAGUUCAAGGAAAACAAGUGUACUCGGAUGAUGGAUCUUCCUACAUUGGGUAUUACGGUAUACCGUAUGCUGCUCCUCCAUUGAAAUCCUUGAGAUUUAGGAAUCCCCAUCCGGUAAAGAGAUGGAGAGGAGUUUUAGAUGCGACCAACUUCCAAUCCGGAUGCAUUGAAACACAAAUCAGAUUGAAAGGAAAUAUUUUGAAUGUUCUUGGGUCAGAAGAUUGUUUAUACAUCAACGUUUUCACACCAGUUAAAAAGCCCAGUCAGGACAGCUAUCCAACCAUAUUCUACAUAUAUGGCGGGGCAUUCGUCGAAGGACAAUCCCAUAUAUACAAUCCUGAUUUUCUAAUUCAACAGGAUCUCAUCGUCGUCACUUUCGACUUUCGAAGUGGUCUUUUUGGUUUUCUAAGCACAGAAGACGAGUCGUCGUAUGGCAAUUAUGGACUAAAAGACCAGCACGCAGCAUUAAAAUGGGUGAAUUCCAAUAUCAAACAAUUCGGUGGUGAUCCUGAUCAAGUUACCAUGACGGGACAUAGUUCAGGAAGCAUAAGUGCUAUGUAUCAAAUGAUUUAUCCAAAAUCUUGGGGUCUCUACAACAGAGUUAUAUGCCUGAGCGGAGAGGUUACCGCUGAGCUAGGCCUUCAAAAAUUUCCCAGAAAAACAGCUUUCAAUGUCGGUCUUAGUCUUGGUAUCAAAACUGAUAAUUCGACUGAGUUGGUCGAGAGACUACGUCAAAUGGACAUCGAACAGUUGAAACAGGCACAAACGAAGGUCGUGAUAGCGGGUACUCCAAACCUGCUAGAGAACGGUUUACUAUUCACUCCAGUCAUAGAAAAAGUUCACAACGAUGCUUUCAUUUCAAAGCCUGCUAUUGAACUCCUCAGAAAUGGAGAAUUUGCAAGAGUCCCUAUGAUUACUGGAAUGACUACAAACGAGGCAAAUUCCAUUGCUGGAUUCAUCCACAUUAUCCGUUUUGUUCUACUAUUGUACGAGUGGAGUCCAGGUUUAUUUCCGAAUCAACUGAAUAUAAAAUCUUUAAUAAAGCGACGUGAAGCUGCAAAGAAAAUUAGAAGAAAAUAUUUCAAAUCUGGUAGUUUCGUCGAGGCUACCGAUGAUGAACUAGCGCAGAUUUUAUCAGACCUACUCUAUACAAGACCAAUCACUAGCAGUGCCAUCAUCAUGUCUGAAUAUAUUCCUGUUUACUUUUAUAUAUUUGGUUAUGAAACGAAUUAUACGAAGCUGUAUUUGAAAGAAGGGGGCUUUCCAGUGGACAUAUCUCUGAAUGGAGUGGGGCACAUUGAAGAUUUAUCAUUUGUCUUCAAAUAUGAAAAUCAGACAUUACCUCCAGAGGGGAGGGAAUUGUCAAAAAGGAUUACGAAAAUAUGGUCCAAUUUUGCAAGAUAUGGAAAUCCAACACCAACAGUCGAUCCGUUUUUAUAUAACAUAACUUGGCCACAGAUUUCACCUGAUUCCAAGCACGUUUCUCAUUUGAGAAUAGAUUCAAACUUCAGUAUUGGUGAAAAUUUCAGGAUGGAAUACGUCGACUUCUUAAAUCAGCUGAAAAACGUUAAUAAAUGAAUUUCAAUGCCAAA
Leptinotarsa decemlineata (Colorado potato beetle) is the source of this 1834-nucleotide messenger RNA. Its product is annotated as carboxylic ester hydrolase. The record is from RefSeq and is a predicted model, not a curated record. NCBI's taxonomy places the organism in Eukaryota, Metazoa, Arthropoda, Insecta, Coleoptera, Chrysomelidae.